Messenger RNA from Xiphophorus hellerii (green swordtail), 2211 nucleotides. Its product is annotated as zinc finger and BTB domain-containing protein 6-like. NCBI's taxonomy places the organism in Eukaryota, Metazoa, Chordata, Actinopteri, Cyprinodontiformes, Poeciliidae. The transcript has 3 exons. Bases 411 to 1778 code for a protein of 455 amino acids. The record is from RefSeq and is a predicted model, not a curated record. Gene Ontology annotation, molecular function: protein binding; RNA polymerase II cis-regulatory region sequence-specific DNA binding; DNA-binding transcription factor activity, RNA polymerase II-specific. Gene Ontology annotation, biological process: regulation of transcription by RNA polymerase II.
ACGUUUUGAGUAGCAGUCUGAAGGGAAUGAGUGGAUGUGAUAAGUAUAUUGCUGAGCAAUACCACCACCAUACGGUUAAUUUUGGGUAUUGCACGCCUUCUCUUGCUGGUCGGCUGUGGCCUACUCAAAGCACUGAAAGAGUUAAGGAUUUCAGAGUCGCUCAGAAUCUCUGAGUCUGCAGUACAGAGCAGAAGGAUCGCAGAGUCAGGCAGACUUCUCAGAGAUGGGAGAUUAUUCUUUUCCUCAUGCAUGCAGCGACUAUUAGCAACAAUUUCCAGUUAUUAUUUUCUUAAGUGCAUAAAAUCUGAAAAAAGUAAUUUAGUUCCUUUUUCUACCAAUAAAGUUGAAGAAGAGUCAUUUUGUUUACUAUAUCUGGAUUACCCUGCAGAACAAGAUAAAGGAAGAUCAUCAUGUCAAGCUCCUGUGACACUCUGUACUUCAGUCUGCCUGCCCAUGGGAGCUCUGUCCUGCACAAGAUGAAUGCUCUAAGAGAAGACCGUCGGUUCUGUGACAUCACGCUCAUCUUCAGAAGCCAAAACUCCUCUGCGGAACAGUGUGUCCACUUCCACGGACACAGGGUGGUGCUUGCAGCAUCCUCUGAUUUCUUCCGUGAUCAGUUCCUGCUCUAUGAAGACCAGGCAGAGAUGAGUGUGGCUGCAGUUUCCAGUGUGAGAGUGGCGAAGACGCUGCUGCUGUCCUGCUACACUGGACUUCUUGAGGUACCUUUGGCAGAACUGGUCAGUUACCUGAGCACAGCCAGCAUCCUCCAGAUGAGCGAGGUGGUAGAGAAAUGCAGUCAAGCUGUGUUGCAGUUCCUUAAACCCAUUAUGUUUUCCAAUAAACCUCCAAGUUGCUCCAAGGAAACUGAAAACCAGCAGCCAGAGAGAAGCUGGCUAUGUUCCAGUUUUGAAAAUCGGAGGGAAAAGGAUGUGGCCCAGCCCAGCACCAGCAUCCAGGAAGAUAAGACAAAGGAGGAAGGAGUGGUUCUUGGUCCGGCAAUGGAUGGGGUCAGCCAAGAAUCUAAGGUGGAUAAUGAAAAUACAUAUGUGACUAUAGAAGACAUGAAGUUUGUGAAACCUAAAUUGGAGUCAUCAGAGGAUCAAAAAUUUGAGCUUGACACUUUGAAGUCAGAGCAAGGUGUGAAAAACCCCACAGCAGCUCUCAAGGAUGAAGUUUUUCAAGACCACAUUUCGUUCCCAGGUUUAGAGAUUAGAAGUGCUGCAGAUCACGUAAACCUGGUGGACAUCUCCCAAAAACAACACGAGCAAGUAGGACAUGAAGAAAACCAAGAUAAAAAAAUGUAUGCACACAAAGGCCAACUGGAACAUGGUGGAGACCUGAUAGAUUCCAAAAUAUCUAACCUCUCCGAGGCACAGUCGACAAAGACUGGUGAAGAUGUACUAAUAGGGGCUUCACACAGCGUCCUAGUUGAGAGACCCUACCUGUGCAGAAAGUGUGACAAAAUCUUCCAGCACCUUGAGAACUACAUGGGCCACCUGAAGGAACACAGACAGUAUUCCUGUUUGGUCUGUGGGGAGGGCUUUUCCCAGAAGAGCAAACUGACCCGGCACAUACAUGUUCAUCCUGAUGUCAAGCCCUUCAGGUGUCCACUGUGCCAUGAAACGUUCAUCCAAAAGGGUUGGCUGCAAGAACACCUCAACCUGCACACAGGGCACAGGCAUAGUCUGAACCCAGCAAACAAGUCAGAUUUUACAGGCCUAAAGGGAGAGAAAAAUGGCCUGACAGAUGUGCUGGAGAAGGGUGGAGGAGCAAGUUAGGAUUAAAAUGUGAUCAUUGCUGUUUGUUCUGACUGCUUAUAUCUUUUCUUUUUGGUCUUUUUUGGAAAUCUGGUCCCAACUUCAAUCGUAGAAAAACAUGCACAUGCAAAAAGACAGAUUUUUUUUGAGGGACUGAAAAAAAAAAAUCUGUAAAAUGUUAUAUAAGACUCCAAAGAUGAAAAGAGUGUGUGCCUCAUAUCUCAGAGGUUUUUCUAAGCUAGAUAUCUUUGGUCAAGGUUAUUUUCAUUUAGUUGUGAAUUCGUUUGGUGUUCGAAAUGAGCAGGAUUGCCUAUUGGCUCUGUGAUUGAUGUCUCAGAAUAUUUUAUUCACUCAAUAUGCACAUUCCUAAAUUAUGUUGUUUAAAUUCAAAUACAUUGCACACCAUUCAUUUGUGCAUGUUCUACUAAUAAAGCUUGAUGAGCUCUUUACUGUC